Rhinolophus ferrumequinum (greater horseshoe bat) is the source of this 5485-nucleotide messenger RNA. It is a transcript of the gene FBXO45, whose product is annotated as F-box protein 45. NCBI's taxonomy places the organism in Eukaryota, Metazoa, Chordata, Mammalia, Chiroptera, Rhinolophidae. Gene Ontology annotation, cellular component: SCF ubiquitin ligase complex; synapse. The transcript has 3 exons. The record is from RefSeq and is a predicted model, not a curated record. Gene Ontology annotation, molecular function: protein binding. Bases 136 to 993 code for a protein of 285 amino acids. Gene Ontology annotation, biological process: proteasome-mediated ubiquitin-dependent protein catabolic process; synapse assembly involved in innervation.
GGAGGGGCAGGGCAGUUGACUGUGAGAGGGGCGGUGAGCAAGCUGCUCCCGUCUCAAGGCGAGGCUUGGCCUCCCCAGCAGAGACGGGGAGAAGCGGCAGCAGCGGCGGCGGCCCGUGGGCCGGCUGGUGAGGUGAUGGCGGCCCCGGCCCCGGGGGCUGGAGCAGCCUCGGGUGGCGCUGGCUGUAGCGGCGGCGGCGCGGGCGCGGGCUCGGGCUCGGGCUCGGGCUCGGGGGCCGGGGGCCGGCUGCCCAGCCGGGUGCUGGAGUUGGUGUUCUCUUACCUGGAGCUGUCCGAGCUGCGGAGCUGCGCCCUGGUGUGCAAGCACUGGUACCGCUGCCUUCACGGCGAUGAGAACAGCGAGGUGUGGCGGAGCCUGUGCGCCCGCAGCCUGGCAGAAGAGGCUCUGCGCACGGACAUCCUCUGCAACCUGCCCAGCUACAAGGCCAAGGUACGUGCUUUCCAACAUGCCUUCAGCACUAAUGACUGCUCUAGGAAUGUCUACAUUAAGAAGAAUGGCUUUACUUUGCAUCGAAACCCCAUUGCUCAGAGCACUGAUGGUGCAAGGACCAAGAUUGGUUUCAGUGAGGGCCGCCAUGCAUGGGAAGUAUGGUGGGAGGGCCCUCUGGGCACCGUGGCAGUGAUUGGAAUUGCCACAAAACGGGCCCCCAUGCAGUGCCAAGGUUAUGUGGCAUUGCUGGGCAGUGAUGACCAGAGCUGGGGCUGGAAUCUGGUGGACAAUAAUCUACUACAUAAUGGAGAAGUCAAUGGCAGUUUUCCACAAUGCAACAACGCACCAAAAUAUCAGAUAGGAGAAAGAAUUCGAGUCAUCUUGGACAUGGAAGAUAAGACUUUAGCUUUUGAACGUGGAUAUGAGUUCCUGGGGGUUGCCUUUAGAGGACUUCCAAAGGCCUGCUUAUAUCCAGCAGUUUCUGCUGUAUAUGGCAACACAGAAGUGACUUUGGUUUACCUUGGAAAACCUUUGGAUGGAUGACAGUGGCUUUCUUGGGAUGAAAGACAAAGUAGAGGAGAUAAUCUGCUUGUGGAAAUCAGAAUCAUGAAGUGACAGUGUCAUACAUGCAUGCCCAAGAAACAUCUUGAAAAACACAAUGAAAUUGUUAACUGGAGAAGCAACUCUACAGCAGAGAUUAUCUUAGUGUUUCCUCUUUCUACUGGGCCAGAAAAUCCUCAGGGUUGCACUUGGUUGAGUGGGCAGUUGACAUAUGCAUGUUGCAACUGAUUUUGUCUCUAAGUUAGCAAUGUGUUAUUUCCAACUUUUAAGGUGAGAUUGUAGAGAUGCUGUAAAAGGGAUAAGAUAAGGAAAUAGCAAGAUUUUUAAGUAGUGUGUUUGUGAAGAAAGACUGACCCUGUUUUACAACUGCCUGUUUUUUCUCCAGACCCUUUUUUUCCAACCAGCUUGACUAUUAGAAAAGUAUGAAACUGGUUGGGUUUUAUUUAAUAUUUUUAAUAUAUUGAGAAGCAUGGUCUGCUUGGACUGCACUUCUCUAACAGUGAGAUGUAAAAUUGUGCAGCUAUUUUAAAAGUUGUAUAUACAAUAUGUGUGUAAAAACAACUAUAAAAAAAACAGGACAAAGGGAUUGCUUUGUUCUGGUUCAAUUUCUUAAAAACCACUACAUGGUACAAAAUUAAAAUAACAUUUAGAGACAAUUAGGUAACUACAACGAAGAGGGUUUUGAGAGGAGAUGUGUUGUAUUGGCUCAUUUUGUAUUAUAUUUGGUUUACAGUUUCUAUAGCUAUUCUGAUUUAAAAAAAAAAAAAGACCAAAAUUAUUGUAAAACUCCUUUAAUCUCCUGGCUAAAGAUUGAGGGAAGGGAAAUUUAUUUCUAACCGUACAUAUAUCAGUAAUAAUAAUGUGCAUCUCGUAGUACCUGGUUUUAGUUUUUGGCCUUCUGAGAAAGUGUCUCAUGACAACACACAACAUUGCCAUUUGCUUUUAUAGGCCUCACAUAUGAAAGCUGUUAGUCACAGACCUUAGGAAAGGAAUUGAUAAAUGGUCCUUUUAUUUUGUAACUUUAUAAUGCUGUAGAUAUUAUAAUUUUUUAAAUUUCAUAUUGUUUACAUCAUGCAACAAUCUAAGCCUCAGACUCUUCAUUGGGGUUAUCAAAAUGUUUACUCACCCACCUGGAACAGUGCCAACCUGAACCCAGGUUAAGAAUGUUCUUAAUCUCAGUAUAUGUAAUUGCCCCCAUGGGACUUGAAAUAGAACACCUUGUGCUGAAAACUUCAGGUUGGCAAUAUUUUGAAGGUUUCAUUGUAGAAGAGCUUAACAUUAAUUCCUAUUCUGAAUUUUUGACUAAUAAAUCUGAUUUCACUAAUACUCUUUCGAAUUAAUAAUCCAACAUACAUGAGCUGAGAUUUUCUUUUGUUAGAAGAGAAACAAACGUCAUCUUUCUGUAUGAAAGUAUAAAUUGUAUGGUGUCAGAUACAUCUUUGUGAUAAGAAUUGACUAAGGCAGGUGGAAUCUUUGUACUUUUUAGGUUAUUGCUGUAUGUAUAUUUUGUCUUAAAUCUAAUAAAAUUAGGGACAGCAAGAAGCUGGUUGGGGUUCUUGGACUGCUCCUUGAGAGUUAAGAUUAUCAAUACUCCUAUGAAGCAGGGGAUUUGAAUCAUGAACAAAGAUUUAUUUUUGCCACCUGACAAGUUUAUAAAUAUUUAUUGUGUAUUUAGUAUGUUGCUUAAAGGUGAAAUCUGUUAAAAAUUCUUUUUGCUACCCAUGUCAAGAAGAAACUCCUGGAAACCAUACUUAAUAGUACUGAGUGAAAUUAUAUGUUACAUGUAUUAGUGAAUAUAGCUGCUACAGAAAUUGAUUUUUCUUGGUGUGGAAUGACUUGGUGUGGAAUUUGGCAAAGUUUAAAAUUAAAGAGAAUUGGGUUAGGGUGAAGACUGAGCUGGUUAGAAAACUAUGAAGCCCUUUAAGUACUUGUUUUCUUUUUCAAGUUAUGAUAUAGCCAAUUCCAAGAGCUGUCGCCAAGAGUUUUGUUUAAAACUUCCAUUUUGUCUUGUCAGUAGAUGUUCAUUUUGUAACGAAGUUUUGAAGGUGCUGAAUGGAAAACAAAAACACAUGGUUAUUGCAUAUAAAACCUGAAAUCAAAUAAUUGCCUAAAUGUUUAACAAGCUAUUCUUAUCUCAAAGAUUGGAAUUUCCUACUAGCCCAUUUCAAAUUGUAUAAAAUUGGUGGUUCAUAUUUACCAUGAGUAUCAGGGAAAUGAAGAGCCUUCAUUUAUAACCUGAUAAGUGAAUUUCUUACUGGAAAUGAAUAGUAGCGCUACAGAAUAUUGAAGCAAAUUUCUACAAUGUUCAAGGAAGUGGAGUCCCUUUUUCAUUGAUGGGAUCUCUUUUUCAGAGAGCAUUUAGGUAGAAGACAGUUGUACCUGAAGAUUGAGUAUAAGUCAUCUAAACCAGUAGUUAACCAUAGCUGUACUUUAGAAUCAUGUGCGUUUUUAAAAAUAUUGAUACUUGGGUCCUACACCUAAGAUUCUGAUAUUGGUCUGGGAUGUGACAUAACCAUAAACAUUUUUUUAAAUUUCCUAGAUGAUUUUCAGUACGCUGCCAAUGUUGAGUUCAAAAUUCACUUUUAAGUUUUCUCAUCUGCAAAAUUAAUAAAAUAUCCUUGCUCCCUCCCUUCACUACCUCACAAGAAUAUUGAGGGUAGAGAAAAUAACAGGAAAGUGCUUGUGUGACGGAUAAAAAGUGCUAUUGAAAGGCAAAGUAGUUUUGUAUUUCAACUGAAACUUUGAGCAGGAAAAAUGUGUAAUUGAAUUUGCUUUUUUGACUUGAGAAACUGGGAGCAUUCUCUGGUUCUUAACUUUAGUGAAGCAUGCAGAUGUGUAAGCAAACAUUUCUAUUACUCUCACUCAUACUAUGGUAUUCUGUCAUAUUUGAGAUAGGCUGUUCUGAUCAUCUGGUUUUACAUAGGAAGAAGAAAUAUUAGGCUUAACGUCUGUAAUGGUCAAUGGCUCAUAAUUCAUUAAAACAUUUCAUACAAAGAGUCCUGUCGUCUUAAUAUAUAUCAUUUCAUAGUUGCCAUUAUUUUUUUCAUUAUCUGACUUUUGAAUGUUCAGCCAUUUGUUUUAUCUCCUUCAUUUUUAUUCAUGUAAAUUUAGGUUUAGACUUGAGAAAGCACCUAAAGCAAGUAGGUUUUGCCCAGUUGAAUAUUUAAGUCAUGGCUCAAUGAUUAGGUAUCUUCUGCCUUUUAGAUGUGAUUUGACCAGGGAAAGAGUUUAGAAAGUAACAGCCCUAAAACCGUAUAGUAGGUAUUAUAAUUAACUUUUAAUUUAAGUCCCCAAACUGCUGUUCAUAUAAACUGUAAUAUUAAUAUUUUUUAUUUUAAAAAAUCAGCAGUUUGAAGAGACAGAAAUUUAAGGAGAUUUAAAGAUGAACAUUGAGAAGAUUACUCUCUAGACAUCAAGACCACCACGUUGGGACCUCUUUGAGGCUUUCCUUGAAGGAACAGUCCAUACCCAACCCAAAUACCAACUAUCCUCACAAAGCAUUCCUCAAUUUCUCUAGCUGAAUGUAAUCCCGCCUUUCUUGAAAUUUUCCUAUUUUUAUAUUUUAUCUGUACUUAAAACAUGCUGUGUUACUUUAUACCACCUAUAAAUUUAUUUAUAGAUUAUUUCUUGGUAUCUUUUCUCCCCUGAACAUCUUAGGACAGGAUCUCUGAUGAACUCAUCUUUAUGUCUAAAUCAUCUCAACUCAAUAAGCAGGUGUUCACAUAUUUGCUGAAGGAACAGAGAAGGAGCUAUGUAGGAAGACAAAAGCUCCCCUAAAGUUACAGACUACAGUAACAAAAGAUGAGAAAGAAAUCUGUAUCCUGUUUAAGUGAAGCACAAAGGAAAGGGAUGCAAAUCUGAGGCUAACAAGGAAAUGACUGUGAAUGCAUUUUAGCCAUUCCCCUUUAUUCUUAAAUAUUGGUAAACUCUGAUUUUUAGGUCUUGGUGUAGAUUUCAUAUUUGUUUAGAAUUUAGAAUUCUGUAUUUUAAUUUUUGGAAAUUCUUUUGUUUUGCUUUAGUUUCUUAAUAAAAAGUUAAACAUUAACCACCUGUGAUUGCUUACAUUUAAAAUGAGGACCUUUUUUUAUAUGUAGCUCAGAAAGAAAAACGGGUAUAUUAGUAGUCGAAUGUAAUGGAAUUUACCUACAAAUUCCAUAGCUUUUAAUACUGGAAUCCACAUUUAUCAAGUUUAAAAUGGAACAUGGACAGGGAAUAGUAAUUCACUAGGAUUCUGUUCCCCUGUUGCUUCCACCCCCAGAUAAUAGUUGUUUGAUAAUGCAAUCGUUUGCCCAGAGUAAUAAGAGAUUGAUGUGGCUGAACAAAUGGCUCCUGUGAUCCAAAACCUUAAAGAGGGCAUGAGUUGGUCAUGUUGCUAAAAGUUGCUUGAUGCAUUAAUAUGUUAAAAUUUAUACAAAAGAUUUUAAUUUUCUAAAAGCAAAGUAGGUGUACAAUUUCUGUGUUUAGUGGGAAGAGA